AUGCAUGCACGGAUUAGCUUUUCUCACCACGCCUCCAAGCCAUCGCACACACAAACCAAAGCAGAUUACCGCUUCUCCAACGCCACUUCCCUCAACUCGGGCUGGAGAGACUUCACCAAGCACGAGGAUCUGGACGCGGAGAAGCAUCUCAAGGACGAUUGCCUGACCAUCCUCUGCGACGUCACCGUCACCGGGCUGGACACCGAAGACCACGUCGAGGCUGCCGCACCGGAGCCUACUGUCGUGGAACCUCCGUUCGGCAUGCGUGGGCAACUCGCGGAAUUCAUCUGGAACAAGAAGGAAGUAGACGUGCAGAUCGACGUCGGCGGUGAGACGCUCCCCGCGCACCGGCGGAUACUCGAGGCCGCAUCACCCGUCUUCAAGGCGCACCUCACGCUCGCCUCGGCAACCACCGGCGGCGGCGGCGGCUGCAACACCGCCUUACUACGCGUCGACGACAUGGACGCCGAGGUGUUCAAGGCCCUGCUCCAGUUUAUAUACUUGGACUCGCCUCCCCGGCCCCUGGAGAAGACGAUGGCAGAGAGGCUGCUCGUCGCGGCGGACAGAUAUGAGCUGGAGAAGUUGAAGCUCAUCUGCGAGGCAGCGUUGUUGCGGCAUGUCGAUCGGAGCUCCGUGGCUGCUGCUCUAGCGUUGGCCGAGCGGCAUCAUUGCUCCGUGCUGAUGACCGCAUGCGUGCAGUUCCUCUCUUCUCCCGGUAACCUGGAAGCAUUCAUGGCAUCGGGUGGAUUUGCACAGCUAAAGACGGGUUGCCCCUCCGCUCUGUUGGAGCUCCUCGUCAAGAAGAUGAUGCGUGAAGAGCAAUUAUAG
Triticum dicoccoides is the source of this 828-nucleotide messenger RNA. Its product is annotated as BTB/POZ and MATH domain-containing protein 1-like. Gene Ontology annotation, molecular function: protein binding. NCBI's taxonomy places the organism in Eukaryota, Viridiplantae, Streptophyta, Magnoliopsida, Poales, Poaceae. Bases 1 to 828 code for a protein of 275 amino acids. The record is from RefSeq and is a predicted model, not a curated record. The transcript has a single exon. Gene Ontology annotation, biological process: protein ubiquitination.